AUGCAUGCCAACAUGCAGAAAGGAAAUGGACCGACGGUGGUAAACCCCCACUGCGGCUGGCAAACGGAGCCUUAUUCUCCUAUAAAUGCUCUUACCCGCAGUCAUUGUAAGAUGUCAAGCUGUACGUUAGACCCUAUCUGCGCGGCCUACGACUUCUUCCUGGCAAACCCGCGACAAUGGCCAAAGAACUUAGUAGAGAUGAGUACACAGCGACUUUUCGAGGGUUCAUCGACAGUCUCACCUUCCUCAAGACGCCCAGCCAGCCCAGCGAGUCCUACACCGCAAUUGAGUGAUCAACGGUUCCCCGACUCGUCACAAUCGGCCUUAUUCACGAGGCCGCUUGGCCGUUUUCUAGUGGACCAAAACAGUGACGAGAGAUGCUUUGGCCCGACCUCUCUCGAAUCACUAAUGCUCAACAUCAAGGAUGAGCUCGUUCAGAGUCCCGACACCGACAGGCACACCGUGAAGGAAUGUGUGAUGCGAGCACAACGCAAGAUUGAUCUUCUGGUUGGCCAGGGAGAAGAGAUUCCCACUGGGGAAAAGUCACCGCCCGCGAUGCCUCCCUUUGCCAUUUUGGACGCAAUGAUCGAGCCAUACUUUACAACAACCAACGAUCAUUUUCCUAUCUGGUCCAAGAAAAGGUUCACUCAAAUGGCUGCGGCUUUGCGGCAAUCCGCGCCAUCCGAACGGGACCUUGCUUCUAUCGUCUGCUGCAACAAUCUCAUCCUCAUGGCCAUGUCAGCGGACUCCCUAGGCUCCCACCAGCGCGAGUCAAUGAUGUCCAAGCAGACCCGCAAGGCGUCGUCAAUCGACUUUGACCUCAUUGCGGGCUUUUUGACAAACGCGAAGCGCGCUGUCAGCAAUAUUGACCAACUUGUGUCGCCGCACCUCAUCAAUGUGCAGGCACUGCUAUCUCUGCACAUGGUCGCGCAAGUGUACCUCUCUAUAGGUCUAUCCGAGACGCUGCUAGCUCUAGCAAUCAGAUGUGCAAAGUCCAUCGGCAUCCACCAGUGGCACUCCUUUCAAGGUCAACUGAGUGAGGACGACGUCAAAGAAAGACAAAACCUUUCAUACUGCUUAUACAUGCUUGAUAAGGCCGUUUGCUGGACGGCCGGGUCAUCUCCCAGUAUACCAGUCUCCGAAGUCCAUUUCGACCCACGCCUGGUGCCUUCUGAAAACGGUAUCCCACCCUGUCUCGUUGCAAAGGCCGAGAUGGCUAGGAUAGAGGAGACCGUAUACUUGGAGAUAUACGCGGUCCAUGUGCAGGCGAGAGACGAAGAUCAAGUUCGCGGAUUCGCAGCCACGAUUCUGUCAAAACUUCAAGUCUGUCUCACCGAAUCGGGAGUUGACUUGGACCAGAUACAGAAGUCUUUUGACGGCUCCGCUUCGAAUCUGCAGUUGGCAAUCAGAUAUCUCUCUCACCAUCCCGAUCCCAUGUUUCAACGGGCUCCCGAGGUCGCUCGAAUGUGUUUGAAACUCUUGUUACGCCUGUGGCAUUCCCCACCCGACCAAGGGAGCCAGGCUGUUUUCUCAUUCUUUCUCGCCUCCCUUCCGUCACUAUAUCUUUACGAAGUGCUGUCAUCCAUCCUCUGUGGUGGGGGGUCCAAUCGGGACAUCGACAUGCUUCAAGAAUUCAUUGAGAUGCUCCAGACCAUUACCGACUGCCGCGCAGAAGCCUCAUACAAUCGACGGCUGUACCAGCUGUCACUUAUUGUCAACGACGUGGUAAAGGCCAGGAAGGCUCAGCACAAACGGCAGAAGCCGACCUCGGAAGGACCAACAGAUCCUUACUUGAUGUCAGAGCUACUCUCGCCCCCAACCAGCGGGUACAGCUACAUGAAUUCAGAAGUUCAAGAAACCUAUGACUCACGCUUUGAUGGUGCCGUUUUCCAAGAUGCAGAUGGUUCGUUUGCCCCCAUGGGUCCAAUCACCUCGACAAGCGGCGAGUUGGCUCGAGGCUCAGAUGAGUUUCUGUCGCAGUUGAGGAGCUACGGGAAGUCGGCUCCCGGGAACGAAAACUUCAAUUCUCUGGCCAUGGAAGCCCUGGGGGAGUCUCUUCUCUUUUGGAAGGGCGUCAACCAAGGGGCCAGUGCUGAUAGUCCGUCAGUCAGGUGCGAUUUGGGGAAAGGUUAAACUAUAUAUGAAGAGGAAUUCUUAGAGCGGAAUUUGUAGGCAUGGAAAAGAACUGGCAGCGAAGG
This is a messenger RNA of Aspergillus novofumigatus IBT 16806, 2198 nucleotides long. RefSeq names its product transcription factor sphG. The transcript is spliced from 6 exons. Gene Ontology annotation, biological process: DNA-templated transcription. NCBI's taxonomy places the organism in Eukaryota, Fungi, Ascomycota, Eurotiomycetes, Eurotiales, Aspergillaceae. Bases 1 to 2133 code for a protein of 710 amino acids. Gene Ontology annotation, molecular function: DNA binding; zinc ion binding. The record is from RefSeq and is a predicted model, not a curated record.